This is a messenger RNA of Laccaria bicolor S238N-H82, 1954 nucleotides long. RefSeq lists its product as uncharacterized. NCBI's taxonomy places the organism in Eukaryota, Fungi, Basidiomycota, Agaricomycetes, Agaricales, Hydnangiaceae. The record is from RefSeq and is a predicted model, not a curated record. Bases 1 to 1869 code for a protein of 622 amino acids. The transcript is spliced from 8 exons.
AUGCCCCGUUCUACCGCUCAUGAUGUGGCUCCUUACGAGCUUUCUUCAGACUCAGAGACCUGCUCUGAUACAGGAGCGACUACGCCAUCCACCAGAGCCAUGGACAUUGGUACACCACCAAAUGCGAAAGUUCGAGUCGACGCCGUCACAAAACAAUUAGACAGUAAACAACGCUGCCUCAUUACAAACGUCGAGUGCGACGAAGUGACUGAGUAUGCCCACGUCUUGGGGCAUGCUUUGGAGGACAACGAGGACUUGAUGGCCAGGCUUGAGUUUUCAUGGAGGCUCAUCUUUCGUGUUUCCGAUGUCUUGCUGAAUAUCAACACUUUUAAAAGCCGCACUUGUUUCCUAAGAUCGAGACUUGUUGCUCACCCUGAUAUGAAAAAUGUCCCCAUUCAUCGAAGGGACGAGACGCUUCCGAAAUCUCCCAGUGCUUUCCAGACGUUCGUCUAUCCAUUUGAAGGGUUUCCCACAAUUGUCUCUCACGUUCAUCCACGUUUCGCAAUCCGCAACGCUGCGCUUAAACUUAAAGGCCGCGAGACGGUCCAUGCCUUUGCUAGAGGAGAAGAAGGAGCGUUGUAUGAUGCGCUCGUCAAGAUCAUCAGCAUAUACGAAGGGUGGUCCAGUGUAGAUCUCCCAAAUGAUUUUCGUAAAGAGAGAAAUGUACCCAAGUUUGAGCCCCGCGACAAAAUUCACCAGGGAGUCAAAAGGGAUGUUCCAACGAAUGUCCCGGAUGCUGAACAUUCAGAUGACGAGGGCGACGCUCCUCCCACCAUUGCCGCAACCUCGGCUUAUCGCAGUGUACGGACUUACUGUUUGGCAAACGAAACACCUGCCGACCGAGCGGGCGAUUUCGAUCUCAAGAAAGCGAAGGCUAGAGUCGACACUGUCGCCGCAAAACGCUGCCUCAUUGAGAAUACCGACGAGACCAACGCCCUGGAGUAUGCCCAUCUUCUUAAUAGGGGAAGCUCCAACAAGACUUUGACAGCUUUGGAAUAUUCGUGGGGAAUGGGUUACAUGACUUUACAUGUCGAUACACGUUACAAUAUAUUCCGCCAACCAGCUAUCAUCGACGAAUAUCAUGCAGAGAUCACAAAACGUGCAGAAUUUCCUUCGCUCGAGAACCAUCAACCGCCGUACAGCUAUACUUUGGUUGCAAAUCAUUUGAUGGAGCAAGUCCCUAUUCAUGUCCAGCGUAGCACAGAGGACGCGAAUGAUAACGAGGUCAACGACAUGGUUGACUUCAAUUUAGAAGACGCAUUCGUCUGUCAUACCCUUCCCUUCCACCAAUUUCCUGUUAUCAAAUCCCACGUGCAUCCGCGCUUCGUCAUCUGCAAUUCUGGAGGUAAAUUGAACAAGUUCGUUUACUCGACAUCGCGAUAUAAUCAUUUCAACCCUUUGCACGAGACUGCCCUCCUCCAUAUCAAACAAAUCUAUGAAUCGUGGACCAAAGAGGACAUUGUUCCCCGGGAGUUCACUGCUUCGGGACCUUUGCAUCAAGAAAAUACACCAUUCGACUUCCCAGAUGACAAGACCGAGCAUCGACGUUUACGCUCUCACACAAAAAGGAAGCGUAUCUCCUCCCCGCUCAUCGAAGAUGUACCUUCCAAACCCUCGAGGCGAGCAAAAUCUGGAGGUGCCAACGACUCUGUCUGGCUCGACGACGCGACGCUUGGUGAGCUUGAACCAGAUCAGUCGCCUAAGAAGGCUUGGCACGACAAACUUGCCUGGAUUCAAUCCUGGGUGGGGCAGGUCCCGAUGGACGCGACCGUGGAAGAGGAUAUUGAGGUUGUGGACAAGCCAGCUUGUCAGACUUGUGACGAAUGCGUGUCGGAUUCAGAUGACAUGGAAUCUUUGUUAUCGUCUUAGGAGAUGAGGGAAAUAUGUCGUUUUUAUCCAUUUAUUGUAUGUUCUGGGCUUUUGAGACUAGAUCUCGAAAUGUAACUAUCUGUCU